AUGGGUAAAUUCACACAAAGCGUACGUCGUAUUGUACAAGAUGUAAAGGACGAAGGCACGAUGAGCGGCCUUAGUCGUGAGGAAGUAAUUGAAAUCAAUGAAAGACUGAUACUGUUUCGUGUACGUCUUGAGGCAAGUUAUGAAACAGCAAAGCAGGCACUUAAUGCUCUUAUAACAAAAUAUAGUGACUCGAAGAGUCAAAGGAACAUCUUUCAUCGUUAUCCAAUGCUUAAAGUAAUGAUAAAGGAAGUCAUAAAACUCGAAACACAAUAUUGGACACUUGUAGAAAUCCCAAAACAAGAGAAACAAGAAACCGUUCCAGCAUUUGUGAUGAGAGCUUGCUCCAUAAUGGAAAAGACACAAAAAUCUGAACAAAAAACACCACAAAAACUGACAGAGGAAGCGGCUGAGAAAAAGGAACGUUUAGAGCGCUUAGAUCCCAUGACAACAUCACAAAUAGAACAUGAGAAUACACAAAUGAUUAACGAUUUAUAUCGUUUACUGAAAAAAUAUCAAGGCUUACGGAAUUUAAUCAGGGAAUUAAAGGCGGAAUACAGCUCCUCAAAAAUGUACCCGAUGAUCCCACGUUAUCAGAUUCUGAAAGGCUUGAUUAAAGAUAUUUUACAUGAUCCGAGUUACAUGGAUGUCAGAUAUGAAGGCUCAGCUGAAGAAAAAAGAACUGAAACGGACUAAAUGAG
Molecule: messenger RNA, 698 nt
Organism: Chironomus riparius
Lineage: Eukaryota; Metazoa; Arthropoda; Insecta; Diptera; Chironomidae
Source: the annotation of a GenBank genome assembly